Messenger RNA from Diachasmimorpha longicaudata, 3002 nucleotides. RefSeq names its product insulin-like growth factor-binding protein complex acid labile subunit. NCBI's taxonomy places the organism in Eukaryota, Metazoa, Arthropoda, Insecta, Hymenoptera, Braconidae. The transcript is spliced from 3 exons. Gene Ontology annotation, cellular component: extracellular matrix. The coding region runs from base 483 to 1673 and encodes 396 amino acids. Gene Ontology annotation, molecular function: protein binding. The record is from RefSeq and is a predicted model, not a curated record.
GUUGAAGCUAACCCACACCCCUCGUUCAGCACACAUGCGGAAUCGGUGGGAGCAUAAUUAUGAGCUUGCGCACAACUGGGUUGAAAUGGGUAAAGGGGGUAAUAGAGAUUCCCGUCCCGUGUACCGUGGGACGAGCUAGCCCCGGGUAUCCUAUCUGUAUAGAGCCACGAAUGAACGCGCAGUCGAAAUCUCGUUUCCCCACACGUUAACAUUAGUCUUUUUACACACUUUCUUGUGCUUCCGCCAGUGCAACCAAGAAACCCAUCUCCAAAAUUCAUGUUCACAUCUUGAGAGACAACAGUUGUAUGAGAUAUUUGGGAAAUAUUUUGAUACAGAGUUGCGAUAAACUGAUCAACAAAAUUGUGAUAGUUCAGGAACAUCAAGUUUCGCGAAGAAUUCUCAGGGUAAAUACGAGUACUUGGAGAAGCCUGGACUUUAUACAGUGAUAUGCCAAGGCAUGCGCCGUAAACAUAACAAGAUUGAUGUCUCACGAAGCGCAGAUUCUAGGAUUGGCGCUUCUGAGCUUGUCCUGGGUGGUCCUGGGGGAGGAUGGAUUCAACAGUACUAAUGAACCCAUUCACUGUCCAUUUGGCUGCAUAUGCUUGUCAUCCAAACAAGUUUUGUGCAAUAUCGGCGGUCUCCGGGACAUUCCAUCAUACCUCAACAUGGCCAUCGAGGAUUUAUCACUGUCGAAGAAUGAUUUUCGUAUCAUAGAAUCGGAUGCUUUCAGUGGUCUACGUUCAUUGCGCAAACUCAGUCUAGAUGGAAAUAAUAUAACAGCUAUCAAGCCAUUCGCAUUUCGCGGCUUAUCCAGACUCACGGAUUUGUCAAUUCAGUACACACCACUUAACUACAUUGGUAGUUACUCAUUCGCAAUGUUGCACAAUGUGACACUCAUACUUUUAGCCCACAAUCGGAUAAAGUAUAUAGAUGAAAAUUCAUUUGCUGGAACGAGUAAUAUCAAAUUAAUUCUGUUGACUAAUAAUCCACUGAUGACAAUUCAUUCGCGGGCAUUUUCAGGAUUAAAUUACGUUGAGAGGCUUAUAUUUCCUUCGGGAAUACGAGUCAUCGAGCCCGAUGCCUUCAAUGGACUUCAGUACGUCGGUCUUUUAAAGUUAACAUUUAUGGAUUUAAACAGUCUAUUGCCCUUCACAUUUCGCGGUCUCUGUUACAUUCAAGUGUUGAAUAUUCAAGAGAGUGACCUCGGUACGAUAAAACCCGAUGCUUUUGCCGGAUUGAGUCAUAUAGAGAGUAUAAAUAUAUUGAAUAAUAAAAUUGAUUCAAUUCAGGAACUUAAGAUAAUCAACGAGAGUGCGGUUACUCUGUUGAGAUUUCAUGGUAAUCAUGUACUACAUUCACCAAGAGCCAGAGAUACAAGUUUACAGGUACAGAAUAUCUCAACACUUGGUAAUUAUUUUCCCUGUGAUUGUCAGGUACAUGAUUUGUUUGGCAGUGACUUUGUUAAUGACACUGUCAAGCAAUUUCGUGAGGAGAAUUACUGUAUUUCACCGUUGGAAUUUAAUGGUAGCCCGAUGAGUAAUGUUGACUUUGAUUCAAUUGCCAAGUGUCACGACAAAGUUGUGCAGGAUAAUCUUGGCUCGUCCGCACAGACACAUUCCGGGGUGAGAAUGUUCUUUCUCGUUGUUGCGAUUCUAUUUAAUGCUGUUCGAUAAGCUUGAGCUUUUUGGGAGACAGUAGGGAAGUGGUAAAACUUUACAGAAUUUGCGAAUUUUCAAGGGUUUUUAUAUUGAAGAUACCGAAGGACUUUCGAUAUUGUUUAUUCCGCUAAAUGUUUUCCUACUUUUAUAGCAUAGCUUGGGAGACUUUAGAUGAGAGACAUUUUAUUUUAAGAUUUUGAACAUUUUAGAACUUUUUUAUUUGUCUAAUUUCAAUGCAUUGAUUGAUCAAUUCCAAUUAUUCUAAUUAUUCCCAAUAUUAUAAUUAUGUGUAAAACUUAUUUUUAAUGACGUGGCGUAUUCAUUAUUUAACUGUAAAAAUAUUUGAAUAUCUCAAAAUUUAAAUGGUUUAAUGUUAAGUCAAUAACUGUCGGAAUCGAUGACGUAUCGAAUAAUGAAACAAAUUGAAACAUUUUCCUCGAUUCAAAAUGGAAUUAAAUAAAGCAUAAAUACAUUAUAAACAUUUUUGAAAUAGAACUCUAAUUGCUGCAAAUUUCGAAUUUCACGUUCACAGUUUACCACUUCGUUAUUGGAAUAAUGGAUUUGUAAUAAAAAUGAUAAAAUAUGUAUAUAUUGAUUCAAAAAUAUUGAGAGAGAAGAGAUGAAGUAGAAGACCAAUUUACUGUAUAUUCAAAUUUUUUGUUCCUCCACACAGAGAGAAAAGCUGGAAAAAAUUGGAAAAGGUUAAUAUAACAUUAUAAAUAACGAAGCAAAAAAAUUAUUAAAUUUUAUGCUGGCACAAGAUGUAAACAAUGAAAUUGAAAACAAAUAUAGAAAAUGUAUUUCCCAACUUUUAUCUCCGUGCACUCCUGAAAAUCAUUGUUGAUUUUGAUGUUAGUUAUGCUGACUGUUAUCAACAUAAAGACUGGAAAGUGUUACAAAAUACAAAUGAUAGCUUUCACUGAAUCUUAGGUAGCUGAGAAAUAAUUUCAGAAGAAAACCUAAAGACAAGUGUGUAUGCAACACAUAUCAACUACUAAAGGCUUUCGUGUGGUUCAACUGAACAUAUGGGAAAUCAGUAACUCAUCGAUAAAGCGCAUCAUUCUUCAUAAAUUCAUCGACAUAACUGUCAUUUUGUAAUUCAUAAGGAGAGAGGGGACAUUUUUAAUGAUGAAUGGAAUAGCAGAUGAAUGAUAAACAUUAUCUUGCGCUGGUCAUCACUGGAGGACCAUUUUUACGUGUAAAUUGGUGAAAAUUAUGAAAAAAAUGUUUAAUUAUUUAUAUUCGCUUGAGGGAUGAUCUCUGUGACGAGGGAAGUGGCUUUCCCGAAAUAGAUUGCAAUUUCAUUCAGUCUCGACAUGGUGAUAAAACUGAAUAAAUCAAGUA